Ambispora gerdemannii is the source of this 417-nucleotide messenger RNA. The record is from the annotation of a GenBank genome assembly. Lineage: Eukaryota; Fungi; Glomeromycota; Glomeromycetes; Archaeosporales; Ambisporaceae.
AUGAGACUUUAUCCGUCUGCCAAUAAGAGGGGAACAACUGACUUUCCUUCGUCAUUCAAGCGUAACUUUUUAUUACUAGAAUUCGAGUUAUUACUGGUAAAACUCAUAGAUGAUUAUGGCUGCGAGUCUGAAGUUUCCUCUUCAGACACUUCAAUCCGCUUUUUAAGAGCCAUGUUUUUUGUAUCUAGACGCGGGCUUGCUGGAGGUGCAGAGAUAUCACGUUCAAGACUCUUAAUCAUUCAUUCUUCUGGGCUUCAGAGUUUCGACCUACGUCUCGAAACUCAAAGGGAACCUGAGGAAACAAGUCCUUUUCUAAAUGAAACCACAAAUUUAUUGAAAGAAAAUAAAAAUGAACAAGUUUUUAAAAAAUUUACCGACGGACAAUUAUACUAUUGGAUGCACCGGAGAAAGUAUUGA